This is a messenger RNA of Bombina bombina (fire-bellied toad), 4011 nucleotides long. RefSeq names its product E3 ubiquitin/ISG15 ligase TRIM25-like. Lineage: Eukaryota; Metazoa; Chordata; Amphibia; Anura; Bombinatoridae. The coding region runs from base 16 to 1608 and encodes 530 amino acids. The record is from RefSeq and is a predicted model, not a curated record. The transcript has a single exon. Gene Ontology annotation, molecular function: protein binding; zinc ion binding.
CUGCUGAAUAAAAUAAUGGCAACUGCUGAGGAUCUGAGAGAGGAGCUAACCUGCCCCAUCUGCCUGAGCCUUUAUACAGAGCCUGUAAAUCUCAGCUGUGGCCAUAACUUCUGCCUGGGCUGUAUUGAGAGUGUGCUGGGUACCCAGGAGGAUCCUGGGCUUUAUACCUGUCCUGAGUGCAGAAAGGAAUUCAGUAACCGACCUAAGCUGCAGAGGAACAUAGCGCUGUGUAAUGUAGUGAAGCAUUUACAGAUUACUCAGCCAGAGCAAAAAGACACUGGGGUCUUCUGCACUUACUGUGUUCACUCUCCUGUACCUGCUGCUAAAUCAUGUCUGCUGUGUGAGGCUUCUCUGUGUGAUACCCACCUGAGGGUACACAGCAAGUCUGAGGAACACGUCUUAACUGAACCCACCACUUCCUGGGGUAACAGAAAAUGCUACAAACACAGGGAGCUGCUGAAAUAUUACUGCACUGAGGAUGCUGUCUGUAUCUGUGUGUCCUGCUCCCUAGCCGGAGUGCACAGGGGACACCAGGUGGAGCUGCUGAAUGAGGCUUCUGAGAAGAAGAAAGAGAAACUGAGAAAUGUUCUGCAGAAACUGACCACAAAGAGAGAGAAGACUGAGAAAAGAGUCCAGAGUCUGCAGGAGCACAGGAGAGGGGUGCAAGAGAAAGCAGCUGGUGUAACAGAGCGACUCACUGCCCUGAUUAGGGACAUCAGGAAACAGCUGGAAGACCUAGAGAAGCGAGUCCUGAGUGACGUCACCCGGCAGCAGGAGCAGGUUUUACUCACAAUCUCUGAUCUCAUCCAGCAGCUGGAAAAAGAGAAGGACGAGCUGACCAGGAAGAUGGGUUACAUUGAGGAGUUGUGCAACAUGACUGACCCAUUAACUGUCCUACAAGAACAGGAAUCACACAGAGGGGACUUUUGUGGUGCUGAGAAGGGAGAUAAUGAGGUCACACAGAGAGGUUAUAAACAGGUCCCUGCUGGGGGGGAUUUAGAUGAGGGUCUGAUCUCAGUGACCUUAUACAGAGGUUUAGCUUAUAUUGUGAAUAAUGUACAGAGAGAGAUCUAUAUGCAGGUGACAUCAGACAUAUUACUGGAUAUAAACACUGCUCAAAAAAAUGUUAUUGUAUCAGGUGACCUGAAAACUGUAUCCUGGUCACUAAUAAACCAUCUGCGACCAGAAACACCAGAGAGAUUUACAGAUGCUCCUCAGGUAUUAAGCACCAGGAGCUUUUCCUCAGGACGACAUUACUGGGAAGUGCAGACCAGUGAAUCAGGGUUCUGGCGUCUAGGGGUUUGUUAUCCCAGUAUGGGGAGGGGGGGACGUCAGUCUGUAAUAGGAGAUAAUAACAAGUCCUGGUGUUUGUAUAGCUAUAAUAAAGAUCUUUAUGUGACACAUAACACUAUAGUUACCUCAUUACAUCCCCCUCUAUCAUGUGACACAGUAGGAAUACUGCUGGACUAUGAGGCUGGGCGUCUGACCUUUUAUGAGCUGUGUGACCCGGUCAGACACUUACACACCAUCACUGUCACCUUCACAAAGCCUCUUCAUGCUGCAUUCUGGGUAUGGUGUGAUGGUGCUUGUGUGAGAAUCCUGCGCUAGAUACACUGUCACAUAAUAAUAAUGUUGCAUUCUGUGUAUAUAAAGAUGGUGCCUGUGUGAGAAUCCUGCGCUAGAUACACUGUCACAUCAUAAUAAUGCUACAUUCUGUGUAUAUAAAGAUGGUGCCUGUGUGAGAAUCCUGCACUAGAUACACUGUCACAUAAUAAUAAUGCUGCAUUUUGUGUAUAUAAAGAUGGUGCCUGGGUUAGAAUCCUGCACUAGAUACACUGUUACAUAAUAAUAAUGCUGCAUUCUGUGUAUAUAAAGAUGGUGCCUGUGUGAGAAUCCUGCGCUAGAUACACUGUCACAUAAUAAUAAUGCUGCAUUCUGUGUAUAUAAAGAUGGUGCCUGUGUGAGAAUCCUGUGCUUGAUACACUGUCACAUAAUAAUAAUGCUGCAUUCUGUGUAUAUAAAGAUGGUGCCUGUGUGAGAAUCCUGCGCUAGAUACACUGUCACAUAAUAAUAAUGCUGCAUUCUGUAUAUAUAAAGAUGGUGCCUGUGUGAGAAUCCUACACUAGAUACACUGUCACAUAAUAAUAAUGCUGCAUUCUGUGUAUAUAAAGAUGGUGCCUGUGUGAGAAUCCUGCGCUAGAUACACUGUCACAUAAUAAUAAUGCUGCAUUCUGUAUAUAUAAAGAUGGUGCCUGUGUGAGAAUCCUACACUAGAUACACUGUCACAUAAUAAUAAUGCUGCAUUCUGUUUAUAUAAAGAUGGUACCUUGGUGAGAAUCCUGUGCUAAAUAAACUGUCACAUAAUAAUAAUGUUGCAUUCUGGGUAUGGGGUGAUGGAGCCUGUGUGAGAAUCCUGCGCUGGAUACACUGUCAAAUAAUAAUAAUACUGCAUUCUGUGUAUAUAAAGAUGGUGCUUGUGUGAGAAUCCUGCGCUAGAUACACUGUCACAUAAUAAUAAUGCUGUAUUCUGUGUCUAUAAAGAUGGUGCCUGUGUGAGAAUCCUGCGCUAGAUACACUGUCACAUAAUAAUAAUGCUGCAUUCUGUAUAUAUAAAGAUGGUGCCUGUGUGAGAAUCCUACACUAGAUACACUGAUAAUAAUAAUAAUGCUGCAUUCUGUAUAUAUAAAGAUGAUGCCUGUGUGAGAAUCCUGCACUAGAUACACUGUCACAUAAUAAUAAUGCUGCAUUCUGUGUAUAUAAAGAUGGUGCCUGUGUGAGAAUCCUGCGCUAGAUACACUGUCACAUAAUAAUAAUGCUGCAUUCUGUGUAUAUAAAGAUGGUGCCUGUGUGAGAAUCCUGCGCUAGAUACACUGUCACAUAAUAAUAAUGCUGCAUUCUGUGUAUAUAAAGAUGGUGCCUGUGUGAGAAUCCUGCACUAGAUACACUGUCACAUAAUACUAAUGCUGCAUUCUGUGUAUAUAAAGAUGGUGCCUGUGUGAGAAUCCUGCGCUAGAUACACUGUCACAUAAUAAUAAUGCUGCAUUCUGUGUAUAUAAAGAUGGUGCCUGUGUGAGAAUCCUGCACUAGAUACACUGUCACAUAAUAAUAAUGCUGCAUUCUGUGUAUAUAAAGAUGGUACCUUGGUGAGAAUCCUGUGCUAGAUACACGGUCACAUAAUAAUAAUGCUGCAUUCUGUGUAUAUAAAGAUGGUACCUGGGUGAGAAUCCUGCGCUAGAUACACUGUCACAUAAUAAUAAUGCUGCUGUUUGUGUAUAUAAAGAUGUUGCCUGUGUGAGAAUCCUGCAAUAGAUACACUGUCACAUAAUAAUAACGUUGCUGUUUGUGUAUAUAAAGAUGUUGCCUGUGUGAGAAUCCUGCACUAGAUACACUGUCACAUAAUAAUAAUGCUACAUUCUGUGUAUAUAAAGAUGGUGCCUGGGUGAGUAUCCUGCGCUAUAUACACUGUCACAUAAUAAUAAUGCUGCAUUCUGUGUAUAUAAAGAUGGUGCCUGUGUGAGAAUCCUGCACUAGAUACACUGUCACAUAAUAAUAAUGCUGCAUUCUGUGUAUAUAAAGAUGGUACCUGUGUGAGAAUCCUGCGCUAGAUACACUGUCAAAUAAUAAUAAUGCUGCAUUCUGUGUAUAUAAAGAUGGUGCCUGUGUGAGAAUCCUGCACUAGAUACACUGUCACAUAAUAAUAAUGCUGCAUUCUGUGUAUAUAAAGAUGGUGCCUGUGUGAGAAUCCUGCACUAGAUACACUGUCACAUAAUAAUAAUGCUGCAUUCUGUGUAUGUAAAGAUGGUGCCUGUGUGAGAAUCCUGCACUAGAUACACUCUCACAUAAUAAUAAUGCUGCAUUCUGUGUAUAUAAAGAUGGUGCAUGUGUGAGAAUCCUGCACUAGAUACUGUCACAUAAUAAUAAUGCUGCUGUCUGUGAGCCAGUGAUGUCUGUGUAUUGUGCACAUUGUGUAUGAACUGGGGAUGAAAUAAAAUAAGAUAUUUGUACAUGAAA